Populus nigra (black poplar) is the source of this 1231-nucleotide messenger RNA. Its product is annotated as probable carboxylesterase 2. The record is from RefSeq and is a predicted model, not a curated record. Gene Ontology annotation, molecular function: hydrolase activity. The transcript has a single exon. Bases 125 to 1084 code for a protein of 319 amino acids. Lineage: Eukaryota; Viridiplantae; Streptophyta; Magnoliopsida; Malpighiales; Salicaceae.
CGUCAAGUCCCAGCUUUUACCGAUAUAAACAGACUCCAUUCUCUCUGUCAGGUUAAAAUCAUCACUGUCUUUUGGUAUUAGAAGCUCUCCUUUAGGGCAUCCAUUCUCUCUCUCUUGCUAUCAGAUGGAUCAGAGCAAAGAAAUAGCUCGAGACGUUUUUCCUUUCCUUCGGGUGUACAAAGAUGGAACCAUCGAGAGACUAGCAGGGACAGAAGUUUCUCAUGCUGGCUUAGAUCCUGAAACCGGAGUUUUGUCUAAAGACACGGUGAUCGUACCAGAAACUGGUGUCUCAGCCAGGCUCUACCGUCCCAAUUCAGCAAAAGGCAACCGGAAGCUUCCUCUCGUGAUCUACUAUCACGGUGGAGGUUUUUUCAUUUCAUCAGCUGCUGAUCCCAAGUACCACAACAGCCUCAACAGGCUAGUCGCUGAGGCUAACAUCGUUCUUGUUUCAGUUGACUAUAGGAUAGCCCCAGAGAAUCCUCUCCCAGCAGCAUAUGAUGACUCUUGGGCUGCGCUUCAGUGGGUGGCUGCCCAUGCUAAGGAAGAUGGUGGCAGCGAGGCAUGGCUUAAGGAUUACGUCGACUUUGGACGAGUGUUCUUGGCAGGAGAUAGCUGUGGCGCUAACGUGGCACAUCACUUCGCAUUGAAACUUAAGGACUGUGAACUGGGUCAUCAGAUAAACAUUCAAGCCAUCGCUAUGAUCUUUCCUUAUUUUUGGGGGAAAGAUCCAAUUGGCGUAGAAGUAACAGAUCAGGCGAGGAAAUCAAUGGUGGACAACUGGUGGUUGUUGGUAUGCCCAUCGGAGAAAGGAUGCGAUGAUCCUCUUAUUAACCCAUUCGCAGAUGGAUCCCCAAGUCUAGAGAGUCUUGCUUGUAAAAGACUGCUUGUUAUUGUUGCAGAGAAGGACAUAUUAAGGGACAGAGGAAGGCUGUACUAUGAAAAAAUGGUGAACAGCGAGUGGCAAGGAACCGCCAAGUUUAUGGAAGUACAAGGAGAAGAUCACGUCUUUCAUAUCCAUAAUCCUGACUGCGAGAAUGCAAAGAGCAUGUUCAAGGGUCUGGCUUCUUUCAUCAACCAAGCAUAGGGAUCCUGCUGUGGAGCGCAGAGCUUUCACUCGUGGAAUAAGACUACUCUUUAUGUUAAUUUAUGCUGUAAAACAAGACAAAUCUAUAUUUGGAUGCACAUAAUGAUUUCCAUUCCACUGCUAGUUUUCAGAAGUUUGCUUUCGCCA